Messenger RNA from Tetrahymena thermophila SB210, 504 nucleotides. Its product is annotated as zinc finger protein. The record is from RefSeq and is a predicted model, not a curated record. Lineage: Eukaryota; Ciliophora; Oligohymenophorea; Hymenostomatida; Tetrahymenidae. The transcript has 3 exons.
AUGGAAGCUAAGGUUUGUGAAGAAACUCUAAAAUGUAUUUAGAUUGAGGAAAGUUAAAGGCUUUCAAUGGAUAAAACAGUAACAUAAGUAGAAUCAAUUAAUGAAAAUUAAUAUUUAGUCACAGGAAAUGAUUGCAAUUUUGCUUUAGUUGAUAGUGACUGGAAAAUAAUAAAUAUAUAAAUCCUUUAAGAUGAAAUAAAUUAAGAUUCAAUUAUUGUUUCUCUUGGAGUACAAGAAAAUAUAAAAAGUUUUAUAGUUGGAAAUUAAGGAGGAUGUACUGCUAACAGAUAAUUGAUAGUGAUGGAUUUUUAAGCAUUAGAAGUUAUAUUUAUGAGUGAUACAGAAUUUGAUUACUUUGUUUUAUGCGUAGAUUAAAAAAAUUAAGUUGUAUUUCUAUCAUCAGCUUACUCUAACAUUAUUUUAUGCAAUAACAGCACAAGUUAUAUUAUAUAGGAGCUUUGGAUGAAUAGAGAAAUUUAGCAUUUAAAAAUAUCAAUUAAUUGA